AUGGACCGUAAUUUGCUUUUGCUUUGCAUCAUCUUAACAUACAGGACAUCAGAAUGUUGGAGCCACUCUCCCAUUGCUUUAAACACUAACAUUAAUGUUGACCUUGUCUGCGUGAGGGAGACACACGGCACCCACUGGAUCCCUUCCUACUUCCGCAGAAACUUCAAGACUCGAAAUUGGUGCGGCAACUGGCCCCAGUACUUCGACCUCCUAAACGCAAGUGCGGUCUACAAUCAAGAAACGUUGGUCGUGUUGCCGAGUUACAUUCUGAAGCGAGGCAUUCUGCGUUUGAUCACUUCGAAGAUUUAUACCUUUCCUCUGACCACGUGGAUCAUUAUCGCCAAUCACCGGAAUCCUCUCGAGGACGCGGCAUCAUCCCAUGAACUUUUCUGCAGAGCCGUCGUCGUCUGGCAACAUACCGCCUCCAUCGCUAAAGAUCGCUUUUGGAACUGCAAGUCACGGCGCACAGUUGGCAAAAGGAAACUUCUGGGGGACCUUUUGCUAAAAAUGAAGCGAUCUUCCAAAUGGACUAGAUUAUCCCCGAGGACACUGAAGGUAGGAUGCCCGUCUGACGGUGGACCGAACGCCACGUGUAGGUAUGAUUCCCUGACUGUCGUCAGGAGUACUCUGCAGGUCUUGAACAUCAGCUACGAGAUGGUCAAAGUCGGAGAUCACAACUGGAUGUAUAACCUUUUGUGGAAGCGUAUCGACGUCUUGGACGCGAACAUUAUCUUCUCGGAGUACCGCCGAUCUCACAUCUUCUAUCCUGCCUUCCUGUUCGACGAUCAGGCGGUGUACUACGUCGGAGGAAAGGCCACCUGGAAGAACGGCAUGCUUCUGAAUUCCUCUCUCGCCGAGUUUCUAGCUGCACUCUUGGCCGCCGCGGUCAUGUGCCUCGCGUGCUUUUGCUUCAUCAACUAUCUCGACCGUAGGCCCCUACGAUCUGACAUCGGAGCCACCGGUAUGGUUCUCGUGGCAUCAGUGCUCUCCUUCCCUUACCCCGUUCCAACUUCCUUUGAGAGAUCAAAUUUCGGUCGCACUGUCCUCUUUUACUGGAUACUGGGUGGCACGUCGUUAGCGAUAUUCUUUCAGAGCCUCUUGACGUCGAGCGCUAGCCACGGCGUCUUCUGGGAAGCGGACGACACGCAAGAAAAGUUGGUCCCGAAUCUUGUGGCUGGAACUGUGUCGGUGUGCGUGCAACGGCCCUUCAUCCACGCGUCCCUGCUCGAGCAGAGAGUGAACAACUCGGACUUCCUGGGACACAUGGCAAGGGCCUUCAGGCGCAACCCGACCAUUGUGGCAACCGCCGAUGAAUGCCUCGACCGCGCGGUAAGAAGGACCCACGUGUUUUUCACGCACGUACGCUGGCCCAGUGAGCUACAGAAGUACGGGAGGAAGAUCGUUCGCGGAAAAGAGACCAUGGUGCCCUCGUUCGGCAGCACUCCCGUCAGGAAGGACUUCCCGCUGAGGCACGAGUUCGCAGCGGUGUAUCGAAGGCUUGAUGAGACCGGGCUCAGGUCGUCCCAAACAAAAGAUGGGGGAUGGAAGCGGUCCACAGCCGAAGAGUCGGCGGUUCCUUUGGAUGUGCGUCGAUUCAUCAUCUUGUACCUGGCCGGGUGCAUCGCUGCGACAAUGGUUUUCGCGCUUGAGUGGUUGACGUCGCUGACCUACUUUUGA
This is a messenger RNA of Ixodes scapularis (black-legged tick), 1677 nucleotides long. RefSeq lists its product as uncharacterized. The transcript has a single exon. Bases 1 to 1677 code for a protein of 558 amino acids. Lineage: Eukaryota; Metazoa; Arthropoda; Arachnida; Ixodida; Ixodidae. The record is from RefSeq and is a predicted model, not a curated record.